Molecule: messenger RNA, 3231 nt
Organism: Hymenoscyphus albidus
Lineage: Eukaryota; Fungi; Ascomycota; Leotiomycetes; Helotiales; Helotiaceae
Source: the annotation of a GenBank genome assembly
AUGCCUUCUUUCAAUAUCCAUUGGAGGGGAUGCCCGCACCGACACCUACCUCGAAUCCCUUCCACAUCGAUACGCCGUGCCUCUCUAGCAAGCCAAAGCGUUGCCCAAACUGCAGCUGAAGAUGUUAUGAGAUCUCCGUUAGACCCUGUUCUUCAACAGGAGAGAAGGAAACAACGCUCAAAGGUCCGCAGCAGACGGAGCCGAAGUUCUCGAUGUUCUGCUACAACUUUGUCCCGAAGACGGGUUUCCCAUAGAACCAACCGAAAUACGCACAGUUUCGAGAAACAGCUUUCCAGAAUUUAUCUCAACAGAGCCCGUACCCACGACCUAAGCUUCAGAGCUUCCACAAGAGGACAAGGAAAAAAUUCUCAGGAAGAUGUUCCUACUGGGUCUUCUAACGAUACCGUACUUCAUGUUGUCCGCAACGAUGGCGCAAGAAGCUCUGUACGUGCUUCUAAAACCAAAACUGGGAAUUCCAGUAAUAUAUAUUCAAUGAUGCACAUUGCCGAAGGAUCUGGCUAUUGGACUUCGAACAAACCGACGCCACGAAGUCGACGUUCCCAAGGCUCCAACAAGAAGAAGAACACUGAAGGAAAACCUACUGGAGAAUAUGCACAUACAGGGCCUGUAGAGAUAGAGAAUGCCCAGAAAGAGAUUCCCCAACGUCAAAAUGAAUGGUGUCGUUCUUAUGAUCCGAGGAUUGACCCUCAUUGCUUUACGGACGGUGGAGAUGAACGCGAGCAAUCUAUGCCAACACCGGUCAACAACCCCACCCAAGCGACUUGCAAAAAUCCAGAAACUGAGGAUGCAUUAUGGGAAACAAUUGACUCAACCAGAUUUACACAAGACAACGAUACUUCUAGCCCCUCUAUAACAUCAGUCGUUCCCAGUCUCCUGUCAACUUCUCCAUUUCGAACCGGAAGUGAGGCCAAAAGAUUAACAAAAUUCACAAAGGAACUCGAGCUGCAUUAUACCGCUGUUCAAUCUUUGCCAAAACAAAGUCUUCUAUUCUCACCAUCUGCCACGACCGUCUCUGCAGAUACGGUGGGACCACUUGUUCCAUUCCAUGCUGAAUUUCAGUCAGCUGGGCUUGCUGUGACUUCCAAAGAGCAACGUAGACUAACGGGUCAAAAGCCUACUACGUACAAUAAAAAUUCGGACUGCUUGAGCACAGUUGCAGAUAGGCGACCUGUACAGUGUUAUGGCCACGACGGGCAGAGAUCAUUUGCUUCUGGUACAACUGGUACAACAGUACUGGGCUUUACCCCACCCCACGAGAAGACCUAUGGUCGCCCAGGCCAAAGCCGGGCUCGAGGCUCAUCAACUGGCUCUGCAUUUACAGCUGUUGGGUUUACGCCACCUCAUGAGAAGAUGGAGACUGCACCUAAAGCACUUCCAACUUCCGUGGUAAGAUUACCUCGUCUGUGGCUCGACAACGAGGAGAAAUCGCCCAAGGCCCCACUUUCUCCUGCUAAAGUGAGCGUUGCAUCGGCAAUCAAGUAUCAAGAACCAGGAGGAACUUAUCAAGCUCCGCCUACUGAAUAUGGUACGUAAAUACAUCCUAAAUUUCUGCCGUUUAGGAGCUAAUACUUGGAAGUCUCGCGCCCAUCAACUGACAAGAGAUGGAAUUACGUGAAAAAUAAUACGGCUCCAUCGGAGCGUGAUCCAAUUAAGGACGCCCCAAGACGUACAGUCACAACACAAACCGAUCCACUAGAGGUUAACUACAGACAAGUUGCCACACAAACUACUGUCAGUGACUUAAACAAACAGAGACGCGAUGAAGCGAAGUCAGAAAAUCAAGAUACUUUGACAAAUCGCGCCAAGAGAAGUAAUACUUUUCCAUCAAAAGCAACCAAAUGUGACGAAACAUGCAAUCGCGGAGAAAGCAAGGCAGUUGAAUUACCAGGCUGGAUAAGAUCUCGUUUACCCUGGGAGCAUAAGAUCAAAGCCCCACAGACAACACAAGAGCACACCACCGGCCCAAAAAUCGUUUACCCUGAAUCUCAAGAAAAGACUAGUGAACGUCCAAACGCACGACCGGAAAACAGAAGUUUAGAUCUGCGUCCUGAUAUGACACAGAAUGGUCAGAUUUCCAGUGAACAACAGCUUGGUACAGAAUCCUCAAAAGCCCGUUGCGCUGGGUGUGGCGUUCAGAUUGAUGAGGAUGUCGAGAGUAUGGAUGGCCAGGCUGAACCAAGCUCAUCUCGAGAACCUCUAUGUCCCCAGUGCACCCCGUCAGUGUAUACAGCAUAUGUAGCACCACCCAAAAGAGCCCAAUAUUCUGAAGCCCGUCAAUCCGAAAAAUUGACGGCUCAAGAUCCUGUGUUGAAAACAGCCGGAGCUGACAAAAACAAGCCACCGGAGAAGGUCCCUGAACCAGAGGACAAUUACGAGAAAGGGGACGGAGGCAUCUGGACCCAUAUCAAAAACGCCGAGCACUCACUCGCAGAUUGUACUAAAAUGAUACCUGUGGUUGAUCCGGUCAAGAAGCCUUCAAAGCCUCGUAAGUGGUCCUGUGCAUCAACGUCGCCGGACGAAGGAGGUGAAAAUAUGGAAUACUUCUUACCUUCAAACUCGAAGGCCCAGCCUCAAUCUUAUAGUGGAAGAACUGAGAUCAAGUCGAAGCAUUUAGCGCCGCGAAAUCAAACAAGUGGAACUCGGCAUUACUCGUCUGACACCAAGAACCAUCGGCAGCAUCCAGCUCAUUUCAAAGCUGGGACUCAGAAACUCCCAAGCUCAAGUGUAGAGUCGCGAGGCAAAUCUCAUCAAUCUAACAAGCCCAGCAACGAACAAGUCUUUCACGGCCUCCAGGUUGCAACUGCGGCCGCUUGUGACGAAGACCUCGACAAAUGGAUUUCAGAGAUUAAUGGCUCUGGCGUUCGGCAUUUCCUCGCAGAUCUGAGUAAGUUUGAACCACUUGGUGUCAACACUCUCGCAUCCGUAGCGAGGAAAGCGGCAAAGCAAAGGAAGGAACAAGUCCGUGUUUGGGAAAAAGUCAGAGAGGGGAGGUUGAAGAACAACACGACUGACAGCCAAGAUAAGGAGGUCAAGAAGUAUCGGACCCGAAAGACGGAGAAUGAAAUUGAUGAAAAAGCCGAUGAAAGGAGUGGUGAUUGGCUGGUAGACGACUUGGGAGUAAGACAGAGAUAGAGAACUUGAUGGUCUCAUGUGCGGUAAUGCUAUGACGAGUUUGGCUAGGUUACGAGUUUUUGAUGCAUGAAUCGAGAU